GGGUGGUGGCUGUAGGCGAGGUCAGUCGACCGGGGAAGGGAGCUGCUGCGGUGGUCGGGGAGGGAGAAGAGGCUUCGGGGGCUGCUGCAGCCUUCAUCAUGUCCCACAAGCAGAUCUAUUACUCGGACAAAUAUUUCGACGAGAACUACGAGUACCGGCAUGUAAUGUUACCAAGAGAACUGUCAAAACAAGUACCAAAAACUCAUCUAAUGACUGAGGAAGAAUGGAGAAGACUUGGUGUACAGCAAAGCCUUGGCUGGGUCCACUAUAUGAUUCAUGAACCAGAGCCACACAUUCUUCUUUUUAGAAGACCCCUUCCAAAAGGCCAGCAGAAAUGAAUAACUUCUAGAAACUACUUUGAAAUCUGGAACUUUAUGUAUAUGGGUGUAUGUAUAUAUGUUGGUAGUAUUCAGUGAAUACUUGAAAAAAAAAGUACAAAAGUCAUUACCUGUGCAUGAGCUGUAUUAUUCACAGCAACAGAGCUCAGUAAAAUGCAAAGUAGGCUGCUAUGGUUUGUACUGUUAAGUGCCUAUUUGACUGUCCAUUGUGUUCAAUAAAGUUUACAAGUUACAUAGGAUUUGUUGACUGGAUUCUCAAAUAUUCAGAUAUCUAGUGCUUUUAUUUGUUGUAUAGCAUAUGGAGCAGUUCUUUGACUUCUGAACUGUUGAAGUAGGGCUGAUGAAAUAAAACCUGUUUUAAUGCUAGAUAAUUUGCUUUGUGUAUAUUUCAUGUAUUUCACCUUAUACCGAAACAGCGCUGUAUAUUCCUACUGAUUAUGAUAUUAAACAAAUUAUGCAGCUGAUGUAAAGAGUUGUAACUGAAUAAAUGCACCCCCUUAA
Molecule: messenger RNA, 839 nt
Organism: Sphaerodactylus townsendi
Lineage: Eukaryota; Metazoa; Chordata; Lepidosauria; Squamata; Sphaerodactylidae
Gene: CKS2
Product: CDC28 protein kinase regulatory subunit 2
Exons: 3
Coding region: 99-338 (79 amino acids)
Biological process (GO): regulation of mitotic cell cycle
Cellular component (GO): SCF ubiquitin ligase complex; cyclin-dependent protein kinase holoenzyme complex
Molecular function (GO): protein kinase binding; histone binding; cyclin-dependent protein serine/threonine kinase activator activity
Source: RefSeq, a predicted model, not a curated record